Penicillium maclennaniae is the source of this 1299-nucleotide messenger RNA. Its product is annotated as putative cysteine synthase. NCBI's taxonomy places the organism in Eukaryota, Fungi, Ascomycota, Eurotiomycetes, Eurotiales, Aspergillaceae. Gene Ontology annotation, molecular function: cysteine synthase activity. The transcript is spliced from 5 exons. Gene Ontology annotation, cellular component: cytoplasm. The record is from RefSeq and is a predicted model, not a curated record. The coding region runs from base 1 to 1299 and encodes 432 amino acids.
AUGCCAGAUCAAUCGGCGAUCUACAUUGGAACUGCGUUCAUUGCAGGUGUCGGUCUAGCUCUAGUUUGCAAAGAAGUGCUGUCCUCCCAGCACAAAGAGGAAAGAUCGGCCUCCCAGAAACCAGCUUCAGAUGCGCUUAUUGCGCGGUCAGGACCUCCAGCAAUAGUGGAAGGUAUUGAAGGCUGUAUUGGAAACACUCCAUUAUUCCGGAUCAAGUCAUUGUCAGAUGCAACAGGAUGUGAGAUUUUAGGCAAGGCCGAAUUUCUAAAUGGCGCAGGCCAGAGCUCAAAAGAUCGAGUGGCACUUAGCAUGAUUGAACUGGCCGAAGAACAAGACAUCCUUACGCCCCAUUCAGGCGACACCAUCUAUGAAGGCACGUCUGGAUCAACAGGUAUCUCACUCGCAACACUCGCACGAGCAAAAGGCUAUUUAGCACACAUCUGCCUGCCCUCAGACCAGGCAAUUGAAAAGUCGAACCUCCUUCUCAAGCUCGGCGCGAUAGUGGAUCGCGUGCCCCCGGCACCAAUCGUCGAGAAAGACAACUUCGUCAAUCGUGCACGGGCACUAGCCCAAGCGCACACGGCCUCAUCAAAAUCCGUCAACCUCACAGCCGAAGAAGGCGAUCAGCCCGAGCAAGAGACUCUAGACCGCAUGGGCCGCGGCCGGGGAUUUUUCGCCGAUCAGUUUGAGAACGAGGCAAAUUGGCGCGCUCACUAUCAAGGCACAGGUCCGGAGCUCUUCGCUCAGUGUGAGGGGAAGAUGGAUGCCUUCAUUGCUGGUGCUGGUACAGGCGGGACUAUCUCUGGUGUGGCGAGGUAUUUGAAGCCCUUAUUGCCUAAUAUCACGAUCGUACUGGCAGAUCCACAAGGGAGUGGGCUGUAUAAUCGUGUCCGGUAUGGAGUGAUGUUCGAUCUUAGAGAAGGGGAGGGGACGAGGCGGAGGCGUCAGGUUGAUACUAUCGUUGAAGGUAUUGGCAUCAAUCGUGUGACUGCGAAUUUCGAGGCUGGGAAAGAGCUUGUGGAUGACGCGGUGAGAGUGACUGAUGCCCAGGCGUUGGCGAUGGCGAGGUGGUUGGUUGAGAAGGAUGGGAUCUUCUUGGGGAGUAGCAGUGCCGUCAACUGUUUUGCUGCGGUUAAGACGGCGAUGAAGAUGGGACCUGGGCAUAGGAUCGUGACGGUGUUGUCUGAUUCUGGGUCAAGGCACCUGUCGCGCUUCUGGGCUAAGGCUGGGGAUGUGGGUGGUGCGGUUGAUACGAAGCUUGAGGAUGUUCUGAAUGCUCGUGAUGAGGACUUUGAGUAA